UCGCACGCGGCCCCUCUGUGUGUCCCAUGUGCAUCCUACUCGUGACAUGGUGGCCAUCGGUGCGUCAAACUAACGGUGGUGUUGGUAAUGCCUUCAGGGGUAUAUAUACGACGAGCGCUGCGGGGCUUGAUAAACACUUGCCCAUCAGCGAUUACUGUUGCAGGAUGUACACGUCACUGGUAAUCUUGCUCGCAUUGGCAGCGUGCGUCGCAGCAGCGCCUGCUGACGAUGUGAUACCGAUCGUCAGUCAGAGUCAGGAGGGUCCUAAUCCGGAUGGAUCCUACAAGUGGAAUUACGAGACCGGCAACGGUAUCAAGGCCCAAGAGGAAGGCCACCUGGAGAACGUUGGCAGCGAGGACGAGGCGAUAGUAGCAGAAGGUGGUUUCAGUUACGCUAGCGACGAUGGUCAAUCGAUCUCCCUAACGUACAAGGCCGACAAGGAUGGCUUCCAGCCGGUGGGUGCUCAUCUACCUACCACACCGGAAAUUCCGCCGCUGAUACAGAAGGCUCUCGAAUGGAUCGCGGCUCAUCCGUCCAAGGAUGACGAGAACCAGGUGUAAGUCCGCGACCGGCGCUACUGUCCAGUACGUUUGUGAUCUCACGACCUUUCACGUAAUUAUCAUGCCAACGCGAAGACGAACCACGAUAUACUCGAUGAUACCGGAUGAUGAGUGUUGCUGUGCCACCCUCGCCUUGUCCUCGCCCUCGAAGUUAACACAGAAUACUCUGGUUCAAAUUGUUGUAAAUAUUUAUUGUACGUCUAUGGAUAUAUGUUAUAUGCAAACACAUUUUUUUAUUAUUGUAUUAAUAUACGAUAUGUAUACUUAUAUGAAGAUACGAGUAUGCAUCUAUAUGAUUAUGUAAUUAACUCGUUGUUAGAUAUAUGCCGGUACAUUAAGAAUAAAUGUUGCAUCCCAGGAGA
Camponotus floridanus (Florida carpenter ant) is the source of this 922-nucleotide messenger RNA. RefSeq names its product endocuticle structural glycoprotein SgAbd-4. Gene Ontology annotation, cellular component: chitin-based extracellular matrix. The transcript has 2 exons. Lineage: Eukaryota; Metazoa; Arthropoda; Insecta; Hymenoptera; Formicidae. Gene Ontology annotation, molecular function: structural constituent of chitin-based larval cuticle. The record is from RefSeq and is a predicted model, not a curated record. Bases 27 to 560 code for a protein of 177 amino acids.